AUGGGCCAGAGGACCCUAACGGGCACGGACGCUAGCAGGCGCUGGCGGGCAGUGCGGACGCCAGUUUGGGCGCCCGCCCAGGCCAGUGGAGGCGCUGGGUCGCCGGCGGCUGUGGUGAGCAGGGGAAGCACAGGGCGGCCAGCGGGAGGAGCGGGCGAGCGCGAGGCGGAGCUGCGCUGGCUGCAGAGGGAGGGCGCGGCUGUAGCUGCAGCCUACAGCAGCGACAGCAAGGCAGCCGCAGGCGGGCGCGGCGGGGCUAGCGGGCGAGUCGGCGGCAGGGAGGCGGCGGCAAGCAGCGGCGGACGGCGAGCAACACGGGCGGAGCGACGACGCCGACGGGCGAAAGGCGUGGCGCGUGCGCGAGCGCGUCGGAGGCGCAUGCAGGGGGCGGCGGCGACAGUUGGCUCGCGGGGGGUGGGGGAGAUCAAGCGGGCGGCGUGCGCGUGCCAGGGAGGGCGCGGUUGCCACGGGCGCUGGGCGCGAGCGAGGCGCCGGUGCGGGCGGCAGAGCACGGCGACGGGCGUGCGGCGCGUCGCGCGCACGGCGAGGCCACGAGGGGGGUCAGGGCGGAGCGGCUCGUGCUAG
Molecule: messenger RNA, 585 nt
Organism: Aegilops tauschii subsp. strangulata
Lineage: Eukaryota; Viridiplantae; Streptophyta; Magnoliopsida; Poales; Poaceae
Source: RefSeq, a predicted model, not a curated record